Molecule: messenger RNA, 1785 nt
Organism: Gavia stellata (red-throated loon)
Lineage: Eukaryota; Metazoa; Chordata; Aves; Gaviiformes; Gaviidae
Gene: CFI
Product: complement factor I
Exons: 12
Coding region: 1-1785 (594 amino acids)
Biological process (GO): proteolysis
Cellular component (GO): membrane
Molecular function (GO): protein binding; serine-type endopeptidase activity
Source: RefSeq, a predicted model, not a curated record
AUGCGAGUGGGCCCAGUUUUCUUGGUUUUCUUGUCUCUCUGUUGUUUUUGUGGAUCAGAGAAUGCAGCAUCUAAUGCUGAAGAAAAGCAGUUUCAGCAGGCUGAGCCUGCCCAGCCAGCUGAGCAAGACACGUACCUCAUAGGAGAAUGCUUAAGCAACCAAUACACACACAAGUCCUGUGAGAAAGUUUUCUGUCACCCAUGGGAACGAUGUGUGGAGGGAAAAUGUCUUUGUAAGCUUCCCUACCAGUGCCCAAGGAAUGGCUCUGCAGUUUGUUCUACCAAUGGAAAGUACUUCCACACUUACUGUCAGCUAAAGAGCUACGAGUGUCAACGUCCCGAAGCAAAGUUUCUGCACAAGGGAAAAUGCAUGUCUGAAGAAACAUUUUCAGUCUCUGUGGGCCAUAGAGAUUCAAGUUUGCUUCGAGUAAAACCUUUGAAUCAAAAGAACGACAUUUUUGUGUGUGGUAAUGAGUGGACUAUGAAUGAAGCAAACGUGGCUUGUAAGCACCUUGGCUUUGAAUUAGGUGCUGAAUAUUACCAAGCCAAUUCCAGCAUCACAGAAUCUGCCUUAAAUUUGUUGCACUGUCUGCAAAUAACUUGCAGGGGCCUAGAGACAAGUCUUGCCGAAUGUCACAUAGAGAUGAAAUCAAGAGAUAGUAAUGAGGGAUUUGUUAGCCUCCAGUGCCACGAAAAUCUCAGAGCUUGUUCAGAUGGUGAGUUUCAUUGUGUCAACAAGAAGUGCAUUUCUCUGAAUAAAACCUGUGAUGGAAUCAAUGACUGUGGAGACCUAAGUGAUGAAUUAUGCUGUAGAGAGUGCAGAGACAACAGUUUCCACUGUCGGUCAAAUAUCUGUAUUCCAAAUAAGAACGUCUGUAACAAAGAAGUUGACUGCCUCACAGGAGAGGAUGAAGCUCGAGUUCUUUGUGCAGGCAAAGACAAAGGUGCUGAAAAUCACAGUAUGGAUGAAGAAAGAAAAAGGAUAAAGACGCUUCUUCCCCAAGUACAUUGCGGUCUUACAAAUCACACAUUAACUCGACGGAAAAGAAUCAUAGGUGGAGAGAUUGCAAGAAAGGGUGAAUUCCCUUGGCAAGUGGCAAUUAAAGAAGCUAGCAAUGAAGGUACAACAGUGCACUGUGGAGGGGUUUAUAUUGGUGGCUGUUGGGUUCUGACUGCUGCACACUGCGUCAGGGCAAGUCACAUUCAUCUGUACCGCGUCUGGGUUGGACUGUUGGAUACAAUAAUGUACGACAAAGAGACAGAUACUUUCAGACUAAAACAACUGAUAAUCCAUGAAAAGUAUAACACGUCAACUUACGAAAAUGACAUUGCUCUGCUAGAGCUGAAAGGUUUUGGGAAAGGAGAAUGCUCCCUGAAAUACAGCACACCUGCCUGUAUCCCCUGGUCAGAGUAUAUGUUCAAGGCUGGUGACAGAUGCAAGGUUUCUGGAUGGGGACUAGAGAAAGGUUACACCAAACAAUAUAUCCUCAAGUGGGGCAAUGUUAAUUUAUUUCAGAAUUGUUCUGAAUUGUAUCCAGGACGAUUUUUUAAACAAAUGGCAUGUGCAGGUACUUAUGACGGCUCCAUAGACAGUUGCAAAGGUGAUUCAGGAGGACCCUUGGUCUGUUUUGACGCAGAAAAUGUGGCAUACGUCUGGGGUAUUGUGAGUUGGGGUGAGAACUGCGGGGAGGCUGGUCACCCUGGCGUGUACACAAAAGUCGCCAGCUAUUAUGACUGGAUUAGCCAUCACGUGACAAGGAGUCUCAUUUCACGGUAUAAUAUCUGA